AUGGACCAGCUGAGAGCUCAGCUGGAUACGGCUCAAGGACCUCGUCAACGUCACUCACGAAACUUGAGAACAUCAUGGCAGUCUCAUGGAGUGGUGCUAGCUGCCUUAGUCGACUACGGUAUCGAUGUCGUACAGUGUUCCGACGGAGGUACAUCACCAGUAACAGAGACAGCGCUUUUCUCAGCUGAUAAUUUCAACAUGGCGGCGCAUCUAGCAAUGAUGGAUGCGUUAAUGCUCGCUCAUCUUCGGAACGUCAUCACAGUUGGUCGAGUAAUCGAUGCCGUGAGUCGACACACGACUGUUGACGAAAGCGAGCGACCAAUGAAUUCAGUGGACGCGUUCCUAUUUUGGAUUAAUAAGGUUUGCCUUUUGGUGCGAGAUGACGAUGAACGGUCGCAGAUACAACUGAAAGGUGGUACUGACGGUGGGAUGAUCCCUGAAAUGGAAGAUCUCUAUGAUGAAAUUAGUGAUGGCCAAUGUCUUUGCACUCUCGUAGCUUGGUAUCGACCAAGAGGAAUGGAAAUUGAAGAUAUUUGCUAUAACGAUCAAAUCAGUACAGUUCAUUGCCAUUACAACCUGCUUUUGUUACAGUUCUGUUACAACUGUCUGCCGUGGAAUCCAUUUCAUUUUGAAACUGAAGAUAUCCUUUAUCUUCAUGAUUCACUCCAAAUGAAUAUCAACGUAUUUUUGGCCGACUUAUUCGAGAUCUUUGAACCUGCCCCCAAUGUUGUUGUUCAACAAGAAGCUGUUACAUCUCCACGUCGAUUCGUACCUAUCCAGGAAAUCCCAGACCUGCGAUCUGCUAAUUCAGCUGCUCACAGCCCACAUCCUCCAAAAGUUAGGAAUCCUUUCAGCAGUUUACAUGUAACAUCCACUCCAGGAGGUGGAAUGACCAUGCCAUCUCGAUCGAUCAGUAUGAUGAGUCAAGACAGCUUGCUCACCAAUAGGACUCACGAUUCCUGGCAAGUUGCGCCUCAGCACCAAGCAUCAGAGUACUGGAUUGCGAAUGUUACUAACUUCGGCCGCUUAGUUCAGCCUGAUGGAGGCAGUAACGGGAAUUUGUCAACUGCUGCAUGUUCGCCAUAUGCCAGAAGCGAUUCCCUUCCUACUGCUUCUAUAAGGCUUGGAAGAAAAGCGCCGCGAUCACGAAAAAGGAAGGUUUUGAUAAGCACAAUGACUGAAUUGGAACGAGCUGAAAAAGGCAAAGCAGCAUUCUUUGCUUUAAUGAGCAGGUGCGACGCUUCGGAUCCUGCCUCAACUGAGUCGCCCAAUGCGAAAAUGAUUCGUGAGUUGGAUCGUAAACUGGCUGACUUAUCUCAGCAAGUAUCAAUCAUGAACAUGGCUCCAGAACAACAGCGCAUUAGUCGUGCACCCUCACAGCCAAGUGUUUAUCAAGAUCCUCCACAAAUGCCUCCUAAUUUGGCAAGAGCUGGUUACGGGACUCUACCCCAUAUUUUGACAUCGCAGGCAGUUCCCAACUAUGCACAACCCUAUGCGCCGUCACAGGGGCACUAUGCGCAACCUCAACAGAUGCGUUCGAGUUUAUCCAAUGGAAUGUUGAACUAUUUGUCUGGCCAAGCGCCAUCGUACGGCGAGUACCCUACGAAUUUGGUUCAACCGCAUCAAAUACAACCUCCUGGGCAUACAGCAGACCCGUAUUCCUCACAAUUGGAGCACAUACACAUGCAACAACAGCCACAACAACCAGGUUAUUCUAUGAUGCAUCAGUCAGCUCACGCCGCCACCGGUUUCUCACUUCAUCAGCCGUCAGCAGUAGACGUUGCACCAAUGAUGCCCCCGGCUCCGAGAGGAACAGCUCGAGUGUCCAGCUGCCGAAUCGAUCCACCCUUAGAAAUCAAUCGCAAUUUGACAAACUGGGGCAUGACAUGUCAAAAGGGUCAUACGGGUCGCUCACAAAGGAGAACAUGGGAAAAUCAGACAUUUAUCAAAAGUGAGCAUGAUUUAGUGAAUCAACCUGAUCUUGUUCCCACAAUCCCCAGUGAAGAUGAUCAGAUACAGUGA
Messenger RNA from Necator americanus (New World hookworm), 2022 nucleotides. RefSeq lists its product as uncharacterized. Gene Ontology annotation, cellular component: microtubule minus-end. The coding region runs from base 1 to 2022 and encodes 673 amino acids. The transcript has 19 exons. NCBI's taxonomy places the organism in Eukaryota, Metazoa, Nematoda, Chromadorea, Rhabditida, Ancylostomatidae. The record is from RefSeq and is a predicted model, not a curated record. Gene Ontology annotation, biological process: cytoplasmic microtubule organization; negative regulation of microtubule depolymerization. Gene Ontology annotation, molecular function: calmodulin binding; microtubule minus-end binding.